ACGUCCUCAAAACUAAAAAAACAUUUUGUUUGUAAACUUUCGUUUGAAUACUUAUGUACUAUUUUGAUUUGAUUACCUACGUGAUUGUGAAUGGAAAACUUGUGACACGUUGUGAUUUUAAAUUAUUAUAGAUGCAGCAUCCAUAAUAGAUUUUAUUUUGUCCGAAGAUGGAAACAACACCAUUGUUGGCGAGACCUAAAAAAUCAUUAUGGUCAAGAUUAAAAUUUUCAAGAUUUCGUAAGAAGGAUUUAAGUUCCAGAGUUAUUUAUGUAGGACAAUUGCCUGAUGAGGAAUUUCCUCCUAAUUAUGUUUGCAAUCAAAAAUACAACAUCAUCACAUUCCUGCCACUGGUGCUGUUUGAACAGUUCAGAUUCUUCUUGAACAUGUACUUUUUAGUGAUGGCAUGUAGUCAAUUCAUACCCAGCAUCCGCAUUGGAUAUUUGUACACAUAUUGGGGGCCUUUAUGUUUUGUACUUGCUGUCACACUCUUUAGAGAAGCUGUAGAUGAUAUUAGAAGAUAUAGGCGUGACAGAGAAGUGAACCGGCAACGCUACGACCGGAUUGUACUAGACUCGGCCGUUGACGGGUACCGUCCUUUCGUUAUGGAACACGUACCAGCCUCCGCCCUUAGGGUUGGAGAUAUUGUCAUCCUGCACAAGGGACAGAGGGUGCCCGCAGACAUGAUAUUAUUGAGAACAAAUGAAACUAUGGGCACCGUGUUCAUAAGAACGGACCAGUUGGAUGGAGAGAUUGAUUGGAAGUUGAGAAUUCCACUGCCCUCAACACAAAAACUUCCAACCGACGCGCAUUUGCUCGAUAUAAACGCCCAGAUCUUCAUAGAAAAGCCAGAGAAAGACAUACAUUCGUUUAUUGGCACUUGCACGCGACUAGACGAAGAGGAAAACGACUCGCUUGACAUAGAAAAUACGCUAUGGAGCGGUUGCGUGGUUGCGUCUGGGCAGGCGACCGGAUUGGUCAUAUAUACAGGUAGCGAGACGCGGAGCGUUAUGAACAAUGCCACACCGCGCUCCAAGAUCGGCCGGCUGGACUUACAAGUGAACAACCUGACGAAGGUGCUAUUUGUGGCUACCAUAUUCACCUCCUUCCUGCUGAUAGUGCUGAAGGGCUUCAACGGACCCUGGUACGGGUUCCUCUUCAGAUUUAUACUGCUCUUCUCUUAUAUUAUACCGAUCAGUCUAAGAGUGAACCUGGAAAUGGGUAAAGCAUUUUACUCAUGGACGAUCCAAAGGGAUAAAAAAAUCGAAGGCACCGUGAUGAGGUCGACGACCAUACCGGAGGAGCUGGGUCGGAUCCAAUACUUACUCGCUGACAAGACGGGCACGUUGACAAAAAACGAAAUGGUCUUCCAGAAAUUGCAUUUAGGGAAUGCUUUGUUUGACAGAAAUCAUUUCCAUGAGGUAGAGUCGCUACUGACGCAGUACGUAACCAAAGACUCAUCAUUUCUACCGAUGUCACCAUCGUCACCGCAAGGGUCAGAGUUCCCGGACGGGCCAACGUCCCCAGAAGGGCCAUCAUUCCCGGACGGGUCACAGACCCCGAGCGGGCCAGCGUCCCCGCGGCAGGUGUGGCAGGCCGUACUCGCCAUAGCGCUCUGUCACAAUGUUACACCCGUCUACGACAUCGGGGACCAACAGGCCGAUGAGGCCACUUCUGACAUGGGCAGCUCGGUUAUGUCGGAGAGCUGCGGCGGCGCGGUGCCGCAGCAGCAGCUUUGUGACUACCAAGCCGCCAGCCCCGAUGAGGUCGCGCUUGUCAAGUGGACUGACAUGAUGGGCAUCUCGCUGUACAGACGGGAUCUACAUAACAUAUCAUUGAAAUUGAGGGCUGCAAACGAAAUUAUGCAAUUCACGAUUCUGCAAAUAUUUCCCUUCACUAGUGAGAGCAAGAUGAUGGGCAUAAUUGUACAGGAGGAGAACACGGAACAGAUAACGUACUACGUGAAGGGCGCGGACGUGGCGCUGGCGCCGCUGGUGCGCGGCGGCCGCUGGCUGCCUCGCGAGUGCGGCCGCCUCGCCGCCGACGGACUGCGCACGCUCGUGUUAGCCUACAAGACACUCACCAAGAACGAAUAUUUAGAGUUCGAGAGUGAAUACAAGGAGGCGCGUUUGAGCGUGACGAACCGCAGCGAGCGUACGGCGGCGGCGAUAGCGCGGCUGCAGCGCGGGCUGCUGCUGCUCGGGCUCACGGGCGUCGAGGACCGGCUGGCUGAUGAUGUAACACCCACGCUUGCCAUGCUGCGCACUGCUGGCAUCAAGAUAUGGAUGUUGACCGGUGAUAAGCUGGAGACAGCGGAGUGCAUAGCGCGGUCGCUGCAGCUGGGCGGUGGUGACGGCGUAUGGGUGCCGGCCGCCCGCUGUGCUGCCCGCCGCGAUGCACUACGUUUGCUGCAGAUGUUAAGCGCGCGAGACCCAGACCAAACUAAUCUUAUCAUCGAGGGAGAGACGCUCGAAGUGUGCCUGCGUUCGUACGAGAAGGAGUUCGUGGAGGUGCUGGAACGCUGCAGCGGGGUGGUGGUGGCGCGCUGCUCGCCCACGCAGAAGGCGGCCGUCGCGCGGCUGCUGCGCGCGCGCAACCACGUGGUCGCCGCCGUCGGGGACGGCGGCAACGACGUCGCCAUGAUACAGGAGGCCGACAUGGGCGUGGGCAUAGAGGGCGCGGAAGGUCGCGCGGCGUCCCUGGCGGGUGACGUGAGCGUGCGGCAGUUCCAGUGCCUGGCGCGGCUGCUGCUGGUGCACGGCCGCCGCGCCGCCACGCGUUCCGCCGCGCUCUGCCUGUUCAUCGUGCACCGCGGCCUCAUCGUCUCCACCAUGCAGGCAGUAUUCUCUGUGGUCUUCUAUUUCUCAUCAGUUUCACUGUACCCUGGAUUUUUGAUGGUUGGAUAUGGUACGAUCUACACUAUGCUGCCUGUAUUCUCUUUGGUACUCGAUAAAGAUAUAUCAAGUUUAACAGCGCUGAGGUACCCGCAGUUGUACAAACAACUCACCAAAGGAAGGCAACUCUCGUACAAGACGUUUUAUAUUUGGACCGGCAUAUCUAUAUAUCAAGGCGGCGUAAUAAUGUACGGUGCUCUAGUACUGUUCGAGGACCAGCUGAUACACAUAGUGGAGAUCAGCUACACGGCUCUCAUACUGACGGAGCUGAUCAUGGUGGCGCUCACCAUCGUCACGUGGCACCGGCUCAUGGCCGCCGCCGAGCUGCUCAGCCUGCUCAUGUACACCGCCACGCUGCUCAUAUUCACAUCUUAUUUCGAUGCUGACUUCAUAAGACACUGGGACUUCUGGUGGAAGGUAACCGUCAUUACAUUGGUCUCGUGUCUACCUCUAUAUAUAGUUAAAUACAUGCAUAGAAAAUGGAGCGCCAGGCAGUACAAAAACAUAAGACAUUGAUCCUUAACAUCAACUACAUUAGAUUAAUUUUCAAAUGUGAUUCAAAUUUCGUGACUCGAUGCACAUGCCUUCAUAGCACUAUGAAAAUAUUAAUAUUUGUGUAUUGUUUUUUGUAAGUUAUUGUUAUAUCGUCAUAGUCGUAGAAUACUGACGGAUCUGACGAAUAUUACAUAUGUAUAUAGAUCCGUCAAUAUUCUACGACUGUGACGAUAUUUGUGAAUAAGAUAUGUAUAUGCGACUUGAAAAAUGGUGACUUGAAAAUGAAAUAGUAGAUCCUUCAGGCUUUUUCUUGACUGUCGAUCUUUCUAGAUUCUUUUCUGUCUAAAUCAACUGGAGAAAUUAUUUUACUGGGCUAUUGUAUUAUCGCUUUUGUAGGAUCCUAUAAAGUCAUAAAUAUAGGGCUAAAACGAUAAGUGAUCUCAAUCGAUUAUUCCGUAACUAUACAAAUUAUUGUAUAAAUAUUAUAUAAUUAUACAAACGAACAAACAAAUUACUAAAAAAAAAAUAAAAAUGAAUCCUGAUAUAAUCUACAAACUUCUAUGUUUGCCCUAUGAUUGACUGGUUGAAGACAGCAUUAGGUAUCAUGUUAGACAUAUACCUUUACUAUAUACAUGAAAAUCAAAUGAAUAAUACGGUCCUAUAUAUGAUAAUAUAAUUAUCUCUAAUAGUGUCCAUCUUGCUAGACAAGCCCAUCGGUUACUUACUAAUUACUCGAAAACAAUCGGGACCAACGGAUUGUAAAGGUGCGAUUGAAAUAGAAUUGAAAUAACAACAUUCUCAGCAUAUUCGUAAAAUUAAUGUUACGAGCAUAAUAUUUAGUAGAAAAUUAAUAUAAUCUUGUUCUUUACAAUAUAUUAAAGGAAGAUUUUAUUUGAAAAAAAAUUAGAAAUCUGGAAUUCUUGUGUGUAUAAAAUCUGAAGUCUAAAAUUGUUAAUACAAAUACAAUUAUGUACAUUUAUACUGCACUCAUUUUUGGUUCCAAUUUCAGCAAUAAAUAUAUUUAAUAAUUUGUUUAUCAUAACAUAUUAGUAUUACAAUAAUAAUAGUAAUUUAUUUUGUUUAUACAAAUUAUGAAUAAAAUGUACCUUUAGAACUUGUGAACUAUAUUUAAAUCAAAUGAACUCGAUUUCUUGUGAUAAGGCCGGGUAAUUAUGUUGCUUUAUUUUAAAGGGCUCUACUAAAAAUACUGGCAAUACAAGGAUAACAAAAUUAGUGAUUCUUAUCGUAUAUAUUCUGAAAAAAAAAAAGAAAUCAUUCUUGUCUAUUAUAAUAUUAGUUACUUAUUUUUAUAAUACAUUCUACACAUCAUUUUCAACUGAUUUAAAAAAGUUAUAGUAUACUGUAUAAUUAUUUUAAAUUUUUUUAGAAGAGCCCAUUAAUACUAUACCAUUUCUUGUGAUAUUCUUCUUUUGUAUAUUUUGAAAGCUUAUUUAUAAAAAAAAGUGUUAUUUUUUAAAACUUCUAGUACAGGAUAAUAUAUAUUUUUAUUAAAUCAAGUAAUUCUAAUAUUACCUAAUAUUGUCUGAGAAAAUACAGGCGCUAUAUAUAGUCCUAUCAUCAAUGUGUCUCACUAUAGAGCUCAGUGGUAAAAAAAUCCAAUAUUCAAAAUUUUUUGUCACAAAAAUCGUCAAGAUAUCGAUCGAUAUACCGAUAAAUACUUUCAGUAGAGAGUCAUAGAUUUGUUAAUUGAACAACUUGGCUAUUUAGUGUGUUUUCUUGGCAAAUAUCGGUGCCAAAUACCAAUAGAAACCGCCAUUAAUGUAUAUUGGGUUUCGGUAGUAUCAAAUAACACCAGUUAUUCUUUAAUAGUAAUAUAUGAUAGUAGACCUCUGACAAGUUUAUUUUCGGCUAGUUUCAUUUUUAAGCCAAUAUACUGUGUGAUCUCUUUUUGAUAAAUUUUAUGAAGUCUAUGUUGCAUAAUACAUGCACGUGUUUGUAUUUUUUCUCUCUAAUUAGUUAUAACGAAUUGACCCCACACUGACCUAGUUUAUUUAAUUUUUUUUUUGCCAGUCAAUAUCAGGUGUCUUAUGUGCUUUCGAUUUGUCGAUAGAGUAAGAUAAGUCUUUUCUUAUUUCCGAAAUUUGUUCUGGCAUGUUUGCUUAUUAUUCUAUUAUUUUUUUUUUUUUAUUGCACUGAAUUACAUGUUGUUAUGCAGAAAUUAUUCUUGUGAAAUCCCACCUGUGUUGUUAGAUUCUCUGAAAUCUGUUCACUGGGGGGAAUUGAAUUUCACAUGUUCUAUACUCAACAACAAGUUCUAUUGUACAAGUCCUAUUAACGGAAUGACAUUAUAAAUCUUAUUCAGAAUCCCUAACCAUUUUGGGAGUUUCUCUUUUACGUGUAUUUUCAACAGUAUAGGUAAUCUCACAAAGGCGUUGACACAAAGCCUAAAUAAGUUGUACUCAAGAGUUUUUACCUUCUUUAGGUAUAUCAGCCCCAUCGGUACGAUGAAGUACCUAAAGAUUGUACGGUGUAUUGAUUUCUCAAUUAAGACUUUUAUAUAAUAACGCACAUAGCUACGUGAUACAAUUUUUUAAAUUAAAUCUGUAAACUGGCGCCGAUUCUGAAGUGUCAUUUCUCUAAACUUAAAUCUUAACUCAAAUUUUAAUUUACCAAUUUCGCGAUAUUACUGUUUUAUGAACAAGUAUAAACUAAAUUUGUAAUAAUUUUUACUUAAAUCUACUAGAAAAUUAGACUAAUUAGUCUAAUUUUAUCUUAUUUUAAUGAAAAUAGAAUGAAAGAAUGAAAGUUUUGCUGUGUUACCAAAUUUUAAUUUUAAAGAUAAGUUUUGAGAAACGGUGCUUCAGAAUCGACCCCACUGUUCAUGACUGUUUGUAUAAUGUCAUUAAUAAUAUAACGAUGACAGUUGGCACCAAAUUAUAAUGACAGUUGAAAUUAUCUAUAUUACCGAAAAACGUUAUCAUGUACUCUCUUGUUUUCUCUAUUAUUCUCUUUCCUGUGUCAAUUUUAUGUCUUUUAGCUCAUCCUAUCCCUUUGGUCUAUAACAUCUUAGCUUCUUUAUUUUUUAUAAUAACAUCAAACUAUAACUAUCACUAAAACUAAAAUUCUUACCUUUCCUUUUUAACAUCCCGUCUCGUUUCCUGUUCGUUAGUGGCAUAAUGAACAACACUAGCCUUUUGGCAAUAUUAAAAAAAAUAUAUAUAUAAAAAUUAAACGGAAAGUUUUUUAACCCUGACAUUUGCAGAAAAUCACCGUUAUCUCUAUGGUGGAAGCCAUAUAAAAAAAAAAAGAAAUUAUAACAGAAUUUUUUAUAAUUAUUCUCUUAUUUGUCCUAAUCUGUACCUAGUAUUAUUAAUGCCCCCCCCCCCCCUCCCUCUAAAACGAUGUAAAACAUGUGAAAUUAUAAAACAAAACUAACGUGACAAUAAUUUGUUAUUAUAUUUAUAUAUUUUAAUAAACAAGAAAAAAAAAAACACGACUUUAUGAGCGUUACCAAUUAUGUUGUGUGUUACCAAUCUAGUAAUUUUCAAAACCAAAUUUUAAUGUUUCUGAUUUUAAUAAAAUUACAUCGUUAAUUAUACAAUAAGAUGAUUAUUGAACAACCAUUGGAGAUUUGUAUUUUGAUGGUAUAAAUAUUUGGAAAUUUCAAAAACAACAUAAUGAUAUAGAUACAUAAUUUUUGGUAGCAUACAGUUCUGUGAUUAACGUUUUAGUUUGCUUAAUUAUAGUAUUUUUUAAAUAAUCAGUUGCAAAUAGAAAAAAAUAAAUUAUUGGAAAAUUACAAAAAAUAAUAUCAGCAUUGUAAAGCUUCUGAAUAAACAUUUUAGGUCCCAGUUUUUAUUUCUUAUGCAUAAAUAUACUAUUCCCUCCAAUAAGCACAAUUUUUCGUAUUGUAAAGCAAUUAUCUUUAUAUUCACGUUAAAUUCGUAAAACGAUAACGUGUUGUAGAUGGUUAUUUUGUUUGUAUUGCUUAUUUAGAUUAUUAAAAAGAUUAUUUUAGGAUAAAUUAUGAUUUAUUGCAAAUGCAAUCAAUAAAAUAUUACUGUGAUUUGACGAAAUGCUGUAUGGUUAUCUAGUAAAUGUUCCACGAAGGAGUUCCCAACGUUUAAUACUAAUUGAGAUUAGCAAUGAGGUUUUAUAACAAUAAUUUCUUAAUAUAUUUGUUAAAAGUAAUGGCGGCGCCCAGUGAAAGUUAAAAACAGAUUGUAUAAUUUGGCAGCCCUAUUUAUAUUUUAUUGGUUAAGUUGGUGAUAAAAACAUUUGUAUAUAUUUAAAUAGUUAUAUCAAAACACACUUUGCGAAACAAUUAAUAAUAAUAACAUUCAACUGA
Messenger RNA from Galleria mellonella (greater wax moth), 7695 nucleotides. Its product is annotated as probable phospholipid-transporting ATPase IIB. Gene Ontology annotation, cellular component: endosome; plasma membrane; trans-Golgi network. The transcript has 19 exons. Bases 168 to 3407 code for a protein of 1079 amino acids. NCBI's taxonomy places the organism in Eukaryota, Metazoa, Arthropoda, Insecta, Lepidoptera, Pyralidae. The record is from RefSeq and is a predicted model, not a curated record. Gene Ontology annotation, molecular function: ATPase-coupled intramembrane lipid carrier activity; ATP hydrolysis activity; magnesium ion binding. Gene Ontology annotation, biological process: retrograde vesicle-mediated transport, Golgi to endoplasmic reticulum; endocytosis; phospholipid translocation.